AGUGCGCAGGAGGGGGUGUUGGUGUUGGUGGUGGCGGCGGUGGAGAGAGAGACGGGAUAUAGGACGGGCAUCACACGGAGGUUUGGCUGCAGACUCGCCGGGGUCUCUUUCGCCGCCUCGCCCUCUCCAGACGCAUCAGAGAGUUGUUUGACAUUACAACACAAGAAGAAAAACGUAAAGACGACUGGACCAACAAGAUAUCUUCAAGUUUGGUGGUUACAUGCUUGGUGUUCUUUGACUUAGAGGAAAAACUACUCUACCAAGCAACAGGAAACAUGGAUUUUGUAAUGAAGCAAGCGUUGGGUGGGGCCACCAAGGACAUGGGUAAGAUGCUCGGCGGGGAGGAAGAGAAGGAUCCGGAUGCAGCUAAGAAAGAAGAGGAGCGACAGGAGGCGCUGAGGCAACAGGAGGAGGAGAGAAAGGCCAAACAUGCCCGAAUGGAGGCAGAGAGGGAAAAAGUACGACAGACCAUCAGGGACAAGUACGGCUUGAAAAAGAAAGAGGAAAAGGAGGCGGAGGAGAAAGCAGCCAUGGAGCAGGCAUGUGAGGGAUCACUGACACGCCCAAAGAAGGCAAUCCCUAGAGGCUGCGGAGAUGACGAAGAGGAUGAGGAGAGCAUUCUCGACACCGUCCUUAAGUACCUUCCCGGACCUCUACAGGAUAUGUUCAAGAAGUAAAACAGAAAAACAAAGCGAAUCAAACGAACCCUAAAUUUAGGGUCCGUUCUGGCCUGGGGCCAGGCUGCAGGGCAAUGGGGAAGCAGGGAUCUUUGUGUCGGAGAUUAUAUGUCAAAUGGCUUUGAUUCUAGAUGUUUGAGUUUCAAAAUUCGUCAGGAGCAAAAAGGAUCUGGGAGGGGGCGGGGUUUUCUCAAACUUUUAGAGGCUGCACACUGCCUUUGUAGAGACCUUUUACUUCUUUCUUUUCUACUCUUCAAAGAUUUCAUUAUUUGAAGUUUUGGUUUUUCCUGCAUUAUUCUCUCAACUGCCAAGUAGUGCAUGUUUUAUCCUUUUCUUACUUUUAUGGUGUAUUGAUUUAGACUGAAGCAUUCGUCACAUUCCUUUAAUGGACAACAACAUUCCACAGUGCACACAUUUUCAAAGAGCACUGCCGCCACGUUUUCCAGCAAGCUUCAGUCACCAUAGUGGGCGUUUUCUACUUUUACAAGCCUAAAGAAGGCCUUUUAAUGACAUUUGCUACAUUAGAAACGUUUUUAGGACACGUGCCUUCAUAUCAUCUCCUCUUUCAGAGGAAGUCGUAAGUGAGGGAUUAAUUUGUGAGUCAAUGUAGUUGUUCAAAGACAGUUUUGGGAAUGAUCUAUUUUGUGUUAAAAUAGCACUAUUUUUCGCACAAAGGUGUUCAGGAAAUCCUUCAAGAGGCCGUUUUGUUUUACAAAUAAAUUGCCAACAGCUUAUUAGACUGCCACCAAGUAAAAAAAAAAUGUUAAGCAGGCAAGAAAAUAGAAAAUUUUAUAUUCAAGCAGAUCUUCCAUAACCCUUUGAAUAAUUUUAAUUUAGUCUGUAUGACAGAUGGAAAAGAUAUAAACAAAGUUAGCAGUCUGAUUGACUUAGACAAUCAAACAACUCAACCCUGAAAUGCUUGGGAGUUUCUCUUACUCCUGUGGUUGAUAAAUGUUUUCUCAUUUAGAUCACAAACUCAUAUUUUAUUACACCUUUUCAUUAUUAUAUUUUAAUGGAUAUUACUUAUCAGACAAUGAUUGAAAGUACUGUUUCUUCUAUUUUGUUAACGGGCUGCAAAAAUUUAUUUCAGUGCAACUAAGAUUGUUAUUUUUCGAUGUUCACCUCAAGUGAAGCUCAUCGACAUCAAGACCAAAGAAAUCCUGGUGAGAUCUCUCUGUUUCUUUCGUCGCCACCAGUUUGCUUGCUGGUGAAAAACUCUACCAUACUGCGUAGAAAACAAAAGUUUAGGCCAAGCCGGAGAGGGACGGGUGUGUGAGCUGUUGCACCUCACUGCCUGAAGAGCUGAUAGUACUUCACUUUCCUGCAUCUUUUAGUCCAACAACAAAAAACAACUAUAGUGAUUCGUCACGUCGUAUUUGAGUAGAUGUACUGUGAUUGAGCAAACAUCUCUAGUGAAAGUACUUGAAUAUAUGGACGUUCAUGGGUAAAACAAAGCAUGUUGGUCAUUCCUAAACAACCUGAUGGCGAGUCAGUGGUUAGUUAUGCAGCGUGUGUGAUUAAUACAUUGUUCCAAUGUAAAUAAAUUUAGAGAUUAAUAGGACUGAUGAUAAAGCUGCACACUGUAAAACCUGUUCCUUUAUUUUACUCAUUUUAUAGCACAGAUAGGACUUUUCACUAGACAAAGCCAUAUUGUUUAGACUGCAAUAAUUACUUAAAAUGAUUAAAAAAAACAGUAUAUUUCAACAUUGAAGCUGUCUGUUUGUUUUCUGUUAUAAAAUUAGACAAAAUGUUUGUUUGUAUAUCUUCACCACUAUCUUGUAUACUUCAUGUAUACGCAAGAAAAAUAUAUGGAAAAAAGAAUCCAUUGUUAGAAGCGUCUCUGUAUUAUUAUAUGUGAACUGUAAGUGUGUGCGUGUUUAUAUGUGUGUCUUUCUACAUGUCUGUGAUGUGAGACAAUGUUGUUGAUUCACAUAGUCCUUGUUUAAAACUGUAAAUGUGUCUUUGAGCUAUAAUGUGCAAAGGAAGAAGUUGAUUUUGUCUCCUAGUUGUGCCAUGCCUGAAGAAAAAAAAAAGAUACUCAACACAUUCCUUUUAGAUAUUGAGCAUGCAAGUGUUUGGUAGAGACAAGAAAAAACCGAAUGUCACACACAAAGAAAUAUAUGUGUUUAAUCUUGAGCUGCUGUUUCUGUAGGAGUCUCUAGGCAACAGAAUCUGUGCAUUGGAUCCAGAAAAUGAGCUCUAUCUGUGGCUUGAGGAGUCUUUCAUGUUUUUUGCUUUCUGAGUUGAACAAGUGGAGGCUUCAUUGUUUGUAGUUUUUGGAUGUGAAGCAAAUAUAAAGGCAUUGAGAGCAGGAAAUAAUUCAUGUGAUUUCCAAAACACACUGCCCCUUUUUGCUCCCUAAUUUGAAAAAGACCAAACCAUUUCCACUGCGAAACUGGUCCAAGUCCCUCCUUAAGCACCAGUUCUUGCCACUUCCCCUCCCACGAUUUGGGCUGUGGCCUGAAUAAACUGGUGCUUUCUUGUCUGAAAUUUAAAACCAGCGGAUGUGGAAGGAAUGAGAUCAACAAACAAGCACAAUUUAAUGAGCACCAUUUUCUAAACUUGUCUAAUUAAGGACCAAAGAACAAAUUUAUAAUUAACAAUGUGGGCUAGGAUUGGAAUCACUAACUGUCUCUGAUCUUCCAGCCUUUUAAAUUUAAAUCCAAAAUUAUUCAUAACCCUGGCAGAUUUAAAAUUCUAAUCAUAUUUGUCCAACUAAGAAGUCCGUUUCUGUUAAGAAGUGAGAUGGGCAUUUUUUUAAAAAUAAUGAAAAAGUAAAAUGGGUAUCAGUUAAGAAAAUAUUUUUAAAAAAUAAUAAAUUAUAAUUGCUGACCAGCAGUUUGUAUAUUUUCACUGGUCUUUGAGAUCCAGGAUUUGAGGUUGAAACACCUCUUUACCAUCACCCUAAUGUUUAGUUCCCUUCACAGAUUCUCAGGCUGCACUUACCAGAAGAGUGUGCCAGGAUUUUCCAAAUGUUCUCUACCCCUACCCAAAUUUAAAGUUGAUUAAUACUUUUUUCAUCAGCAGUGGAGUCUUGCGUGGUCAAAGUACAAAAAGGACCAUUGUAACUGAGUGCUGUCAUUGGUUUGAUGGAAAAUUACACCUAACGUUUUUUCUAAAGCUCUCAUCAAAUGUUGAUGGGCUGUUUAGACUCCUCUGUCAAAAAAAAUCUAUGCUUGUGUAAAGUGUUUGUAAUCAGAAAGGUUGUUACAGGCCAAACGUUUGAACUAAGAGCAAAUAUAUGAUGCAUUUCUUCAAAUGCCUUGAUUAUUUGGGUUAUUGCCAACAUCUUGUGAAAAAUGAAAGCCAACAGGCCAGUUGCAAAUAUAUUCACUGAAAACAAACAUUAAACAUGUGUUCAACGCUUUUGUUUUAUUUAAUGCAUCUCACUUUCACUGGCUAAUCUGAGGAUAAUCCCCUGCAUUAAUUACUUCCAAGCAAAGAUUCCUUAAAUAUAUUGUGCUUCAAAGGACAGGCCCCUCUCACCGGCUGUACUUGGAAAACAUUAAAUGCACCUACACAUGGGAGCUACCAAAAAGAGAUUUGACUAGCAUUUGUCAUUGGCCCUUUGUGGAAACAACAGCCAUACAUUGUCUGUAUGUGACAUGGUCUCUCGGCGGGACUCAUCUCAAGGCGUCACGAUAUGUGAACUGUCUUUGAAAAGGGCUACUUCCACGUUGUUAAUGUGAGGUUAGUGUGGCAUUUCUGUUGCAUCUGUGCUUGUCCUCAACUCAUCCUACGACAUAAGAUACAUAAAAACCAAUGAGUAGUUUUAAUGCCAUUUUUUUUAUGGUUAGAAAAAAAGACAGUAUAGAAAACAUUUGUGUUUUAUUAGGACAGAACCAUAUUUGGAAGUGUGAGCGAUAAAAGAUUUCUGACAGGACAGGAAAUGAAGCCCAGAUACAUCAGCUUCCUUCUGAUGUUCCUCUUUAAGAUCCUAAAUGUUGAUGUAAUUAGUAGCGGGAAAAGCAUAAACAAAAAGACUGGAUUGUCAAAGCAUGUUCUGUUGUCAGGAGCCCCAGAAACAAACAUUUAAAAACAUCAGUUCAUCUUCUUCUAUUCAAAAACAGUGAAAUUAGUGAACAUUUUUGUAGAGUGAAGAAAAAUCUUCAAACAAGGUUUAGCUUUUAUGGAAGAUAUUUUAUUUCUAACAUUUUGAUAUGAACUUACUGCCCUGCUGAAUCCUGCCAGUGAUUGUCAUGUUUACUCUCCCUGUAAGGACAGGAGACAUUCUGAUAAACACUUGAGCAACUUUGAACACAUCUUAGUCUUUGUUGCCAUUUGCACUAGAAUAUGUUCAUAUUCUUAUACUGAUUAAUUUAUUGGCAUCUGCAAAUCACUCUUGCUUUUAGCGUCUGCAAAUGAAGAAGGCGAAAAAGAGAGGAAGUGAGCAGCUUUUUAAAACUUUAAACUGGUGAUGUACGUCCAGUUCAAAAUACUUAAACAUAAAUCCCUGAAUGUUGUUGAUUUGAACUUUCUCUUCAGUUCUUUAUUUGUUAUUCGGGGUGAAAAUUAUUCCAGGGUGAAGAAUGUAAAAUAAGAGUAUACUGUGUUUUUUCUUUCAAUUUAUUUUCUUAAAUGCAUGUCAUGUACUCAGUGUGGAGCCCAAUCACUGUAAACGGCAUCAUCAAUGUAACUGAAUCAUUCUUUUUGGAAACUAAAUGCAUUAAACAAAUAAAAAAGAAGAAGGUUUAUAAAAAUCUAA
Messenger RNA from Poeciliopsis prolifica (blackstripe livebearer), 5382 nucleotides. RefSeq names its product complexin 2b (gene cplx2b). Gene Ontology annotation, biological process: regulation of neurotransmitter secretion; synaptic vesicle exocytosis; neurotransmitter transport. The transcript has 4 exons. Bases 276 to 677 code for a protein of 133 amino acids. NCBI's taxonomy places the organism in Eukaryota, Metazoa, Chordata, Actinopteri, Cyprinodontiformes, Poeciliidae. Gene Ontology annotation, molecular function: syntaxin binding. Gene Ontology annotation, cellular component: SNARE complex; terminal bouton. The record is from RefSeq and is a predicted model, not a curated record.